AGUGCCGUUAUCGCUGCUUUCGAUGGCCUCCAGCCUGCUCUGUCGCGCUCUCUCUCGCCGCAUGGUUCCAUCGGGCUUAGUCAGGCCGAUGACCAUGCCCGCAACCCGCUAUUUUUCCAUGCUCACAGUGGACAAGUUCACUCGAGCCGAGGCCCUCCAGAGAGCUUCCAACCUCUAUUAUCAGGUACUCGGCACGAACUGGGAGGAUGGCCUCAAUCUCGUGUUAGACGUCCCUUUCUGGGAAUCUGAGCUCGAGAAGGUGGAUCACAUGUGUGAACCUUAUCUAUGUGACGAUGAGAUUGGCCCCAUCAUACGCAACCUUCACGAGACGGUCAACUGUAUGUAUGCAUGUGAAGACGUUAGGGAUCACAUCAACGAGCUUCUAGAGCUGUCAAGUCGUGCUGAAGGCGUCAUGGGCUCCGGUGCUGCUGCUUCGGAGGAGGUUGAGAACAUGCCAGAGCAGUGCGCUAUGGUUACCAGAGCUUACGAGGACCUUCUGGAGAGAUACCCGGACCAUCACCCUAAGAUCGAACAGACCGUGGGUCAUGGUCUUGCUAUACUGCGCCAGCUCGAGAAGUUCAACUUUAAGAGCAGCCAUCGAUAUUUCUUUUAAGCCCUCUUCAACAGAGUGACUCCGUGGCGCCGUGAAGCUUGUAUGUUAUACAUUUUCGGAUUCGUUAUGGCAUCGGCAGGGGGACUAGGCAUGGUGAGACUGUUUUCUA
Perkinsus marinus ATCC 50983 is the source of this 722-nucleotide messenger RNA. RefSeq lists its product as hypothetical. The record is from RefSeq and is a predicted model, not a curated record. The coding region runs from base 23 to 613 and encodes 196 amino acids. NCBI's taxonomy places the organism in Eukaryota, Perkinsozoa, Perkinsida, Perkinsidae. The transcript has 5 exons.